CUCAUGUUAUGUGGGUUCAUAUUGCCCUUUGCAUGUGAACAGCCCACUUCCUCUUCUAAUUGUGUUUAGUGCAGAUACUUUCUGUGCAUGAAGGUUCUCUCACUCAUUUCUUGAUAGUUCUUACCAGAGUUCUCAGGGAAGCCUGGUCACAGCUGGCUUCUUGCAAACCAUCACCACCAUUACUUCUCUCAACCUCCUUCUCUUUUCCAUGGCUAGUAGUGCUAGCUGGGAGUAUAUACUUCUUGAUGUACUCAUUGCUGUAGCUUGUUGUCUGGGCAAUGUGCUGGUGAUCUGGGCAGUGUGGACAUGUGGAGCUCUCAGGCAGCCCACCUUCUGCUUCAUUGCUUCCCUCGCAGUGGCUGAUUUCUUGGUGGGGUCUGUUGCCAUCCCACUGGCUGUGUUGGUAGAAAACCAUAUGAAGACCUCCUUUCAUGGAUGCCUUUUCAUGUGCUGUGUUCUGCUAAUGCUGCAAAUGACCUCUGUCGUCUUACUCCUGGCAAUUGCAAUAGACCGUUGUCUUCGUGUGCGCAUCCCUCUGACGUAUAAGUCUACAGUCACUAAAAAACGCUCUUGGAUCUUGGUUGCACUCUGCUGGUUCACUGCUGUUGUAUGGGGUUUUAUCCCCAUGUUUGGAUGGCACAAUUAUAAUGCUGUGGAUGGUCCUGCCAAUGAAAACACCACCAGUUUUGAAUGCAGCUUCUUAACUGUUAUUUCCACUUCCUAUCUAGUAAACUUCAUAUUCUUCAGCUCUUUACUUCCUCCAUUGGCUAUAAUGACAGGCUUGUAUUGUUACAUCUUCCUGACCACUAGAAGGCAGUUAAGAGCAAAUAUCGGUGCAGCUGCCGAGUCCAGCACAUACUACCAAAAAGAACUCAGACUGGCUGCUUCACUGGCCCUGGUCUUGGUUCUCUUUGCUGUCUGUUGGCUCCCUCUGUUCCUCAUGCACAGUGUGCGUUACUAUGGUCAUAAUAUUGAGGUGCCCUCUGUUGCCAUUGACAUAGGUGUCCUCCUCUCUCAUGCUAAUUCAGCAGUUAACCCCAUAGUUUAUGCGUUUAGGAUCCCCAAGAUAAAAGAGGCAUGUAAGAAGCUGUGGAGAAGAGUCUGUCAUGAAAGAGAACAGCAGAGUGACCAGAACAAUACACAGAAUAAUACAGACAGAAACACAAACAGCAUCACAGAAAACACUGGUACGAAAAACAACAAGAUCAAAGACAGUGGUAUAGAAAGAUGCGAGUCACGGGAGUGACAGCGGGAGGAGGAGGCUGACGUUGGUGCCGCCUGGGCCCCGCCCCCCGUUACACAGUGGAUCCGCUAUGUUUGACCCAGGCGGCUGAGCUGCCAGCUGGGGGCGGUAAUGGGGAGGGAGCUCUCGUUCCCUCUCGGUUCUGGUGCUCACGCUGCCCUUAAUGAGAGCCAGCUGAGUCUUAUCUGCCUGGCAGCGUGAGCGCCUUUAAAAAGAGUGGAGAGGGAACUGAGCGAGAGAGGGAUGAGCAGCAGCAACAAGAAGACAAAGAGCUGAAAAGCUCCACUGAGAAAGGACUGAAAUCUCAGUAGAAGCCAUUGAAAAGUGGGUAGCGUUGGUUAUGGUUGUUUGGAUGUGUUUAUUUUGUGUGAAAGUAAAAACA
Pygocentrus nattereri (red-bellied piranha) is the source of this 1625-nucleotide messenger RNA. RefSeq names its product adenosine receptor A1-like. Lineage: Eukaryota; Metazoa; Chordata; Actinopteri; Characiformes; Serrasalmidae. Gene Ontology annotation, cellular component: dendrite; synapse; membrane. Bases 209 to 1246 code for a protein of 345 amino acids. Gene Ontology annotation, biological process: G protein-coupled adenosine receptor signaling pathway. Gene Ontology annotation, molecular function: G protein-coupled adenosine receptor activity. The transcript is spliced from 2 exons. The record is from RefSeq and is a predicted model, not a curated record.